AUGCCCACACCCACCACCCAAACCCCAGUCGUCAUCAUUGGCGCGGGCAUCUCCGGCCUCUGCAUCGCCAUCGACCUCAUUCGCAAACUCAACCUCCACGACUUCGUCAUCCUCGAAAAGUCGGCCGGAAUCGGCGGUACCUGGUUCGACAAUCGCUACCCCGGUGCGGCGUGUGACGUGUUUUCACACCUCUAUUCGUACUCGUUCGAGCCGAAUUCGGAGUGGACGAGGGAGUAUCCGUUGCAGGAUGAGAUCUUGGAGUAUUUUAUCAAGGUUGCGGAAAAGUGGGGCUUGUAUAGUAAGAUCAGGUUUAAUAGUGAGGUCGAGGAUGCUGUUUGGGAUGACGAGAAUCAAGUCUGGAAUACUAAAGUCAAGAUCAAUCCCGGCACGAAGGAAGGGGAGUACACCCCCUCUUACACAAUCACAUCACAGCUUCUCGUUAGCUGCGUCGGCCAACUCAACCAACCUCACUUUCCCACGGACAUUCCGGGCUUCGAUACCUUCCAGGGCCGCAUCAUGCAUUCAGCCCGUUGGGAUAAGACCUACAAUUACGCUGGGGAGAAAGUUUGUAUCAUCGGCAAUGGCGCAACGGCCGUUCAAAUCAUCCCCGAAAUCCAGAAAGAAGCUAAAAGCUUGACCAUUUUCCAACGCACCCCAAACUGGGUCGUCCCCCGCCUCGACGCACCAAUUCCUACUUACAAGCGCCUCCUGUACCGGAUUUCACCCAUCCGGAAGUACUAUCGUCAGCAAUUGAUGAACUUCCGCGAAAGUACCUACGAGCCGAUCGUGCACCCCGAGAGUGAGGUGGCGAAGGGAUUGAUGGCCUUGAGUUUAGGAAUGUUGGAGGCGCAGGUGCAGGAUAAGGAGAUGAGGGAGAAGUUGAAGGCGGACUAUCCGAUUGGGUGUAAACGUGUAAUCAUCAGCGAUGACUACUAUAACGCGUUGACAAAAUCAAACGUCACUCUCGAAACUGACCCAAUCGCCUCCAUAACCCCAGCGGGUCCUGUGACACUUUCCGGCACCCUCCAUAAUUGCGACCUCCUCGUCCUCGCAACCGGGUUCAAAUCUCAGCAAUUCCUGCACCCGAUUACUGUUCGUGGAGAAAACUCUACAUCGAUUUCGGACAUUUGGGACAAAGCUGGUGCUCCAAUCGCGCACUACGGUAUCACAGUCCCGCACCUGCCUAACUUUGCCAUGACAUACGGCCCAAACACAAACCUGGGUCACAACUCGAUCAUCCUCAUGAUUGAGGCUCAAUCUGAGUAUAUAUGUCAACUUGUCAAACCAGUCUUGGAAAAGAGGGUUAAGAGCGUGACUGUGAAGGAAAGGGCGUGUGAAAAGUACUUCAAUGAGGUGCAGGAGAGGUUGGGAGGAACUUCAUUUGCGAGCCCCAAUUGUAGGAGUUGGUAUAAGAGGGAGGAUGGGUUGAUCACCAACAACUGGUGCGGCACGGUGGUGGAGUACCAGAAUCGCACGAAACGCGUGAAUUGGGAUGAUUAUAGCACGACCGGCGGAUCCUACUCCGGCGAACGUCAAACAAUCACGAUAACCCCGUCCCACGCCAUCGCCGCCGCCCUCGCCCUCGGUCUUUCGACCAUGGCAGCUGUUCAGUUAGGGUACUAG
Messenger RNA from Saitoella complicata NRRL Y-17804, 1623 nucleotides. Its product is annotated as flavin-binding monooxygenase-like family protein. NCBI's taxonomy places the organism in Eukaryota, Fungi, Ascomycota, Saitoellomycetes, Saitoellales, Saitoellaceae. Gene Ontology annotation, molecular function: N,N-dimethylaniline monooxygenase activity; flavin adenine dinucleotide binding; NADP binding. The transcript has 6 exons. The coding region runs from base 1 to 1623 and encodes 540 amino acids. The record is from RefSeq and is a predicted model, not a curated record.